Molecule: messenger RNA, 738 nt
Organism: Lingula anatina
Lineage: Eukaryota; Metazoa; Brachiopoda; Lingulata; Lingulida; Lingulidae
Product: von Willebrand factor D and EGF domain-containing protein-like
Source: RefSeq, a predicted model, not a curated record
AUGAAAGAAAAUGAUCUCAAUCCUGCCAUUAUAGCUUUUCAACCAACAGUGCCAGUGCUGUGCACAGACAUUCCAGUGUUUGACUUUUAUUGUGAAGAUAUCUUUCUCCAAGUGGAAGUCCGCAUUCCACAACAGUGGAAACAAGCACUGUGUCCAUCAGAGGGUGGAGUUAGUGAAAGACAGGAGGCAGUGGUGGAGGCAUGUGGUAUACAGAUAAAUGCUAAGCACUGGAAUAAAAUUGUCACCUUGAAAAUAGCCCCAGUCAUAGAUGGAAUAUAUGAUGGAGACCAAAUCACCAAAGUGCUGCUGUCAACAGCUGAGUUUAAUGUUCAUCAAGCCUGGAGCAACUACAGACUACCAGAUAUACCAAUAUUGGUGGUUGAUACAGAUAUGACUUUAAAAGGACUAGUGUGUAUGGCAAACAGUGACCCACACAUGAUGACCUUUGAUGGUGUUCGAUAUGAAUGCCAGCUUCCCGGAGAAUUCAUAAUGUAUAAACACCAAACUCUGCCAAUCCAGGUGCAUGGUUUCUUCAAACUGUGUAAUAAUGGACGUGCUUUUUGUCCUUGUGCUGUCACAGUCAUGUCUGGAGGUGAUCUGUUUAUUUUUGACAGAUGCAGAGCUGGAACAGGGUCUGAAACAACUAAGGGCAUAAAAAAACCAAUGCGUUCAGGACUUUUGGGUUGUGAACAUGGACAAAUGAGAGUGGAGUCAUUUAAUAAUGCAAAAGAUUUUAAG